UGCAUUUGCCAAAGGUCAAAGAGCCGUGGGAUGAGUCACGCAAUCCCCAGCCACUUGGCCCUUUUGCAGAAAUACACAAAACGUGUAGAGUCACUUAAUUUCAUCUCCUCCUAAGCUCUUCACAUGGAAAUUGGCCGCUCGGGCGAGCGAUGUUUUUCACCAAAGCCAAGUGUCGACCGGCGAUUAACACUCGCUGGGAAGAACACCUUCCCGGCCAUUUGGGAGCUGCACGCGUUCACACCCGGGGCCGGGCGCGGCCUGCAGGUUUCUGGAGACCGUGGCAGGAACCCCGAGGCGAGGAAGAGGAGCAGGUGCCGCCCCUCCCUGCGGAAGAGGUACCCUGUGGCCCCGGAAUGACCGAAGACUCGGGAAAGCUUUCCCAGUAUCGACACCCAGUCAGACUGUUUUGGCCCAGAUCAAAGUGUUAUGAUUACUUAUAUCAAGAAGCAGAAGCUCUUCUGAAAAAUUUUCCAAUUCAAGCCACAAUUUCAUUUUAUGAAGAUUCAGAUAGUGAAGAUGAAAUUGAGGAACUGACCUGUGAAAAUCAAUCUGAUUAGUUACUUUUGAUGACAUUCAAGGUUACAAGAUUUAAAUUUAGUGUACAAAUGUAUUAUAAUCCUUUCAAACUAAUUUAUUUGUAUAUAAACUAUUAAUAAAAUGGAAUAUUUUAUAAUUA
Oryctolagus cuniculus (rabbit) is the source of this 676-nucleotide messenger RNA. It is a transcript of the gene RIPPLY2, whose product is annotated as ripply transcriptional repressor 2. Gene Ontology annotation, cellular component: nucleus. Gene Ontology annotation, biological process: embryonic pattern specification; negative regulation of transcription by RNA polymerase II. Lineage: Eukaryota; Metazoa; Chordata; Mammalia; Lagomorpha; Leporidae. The record is from RefSeq and is a predicted model, not a curated record.